Molecule: messenger RNA, 204 nt
Organism: Acanthoscelides obtectus
Lineage: Eukaryota; Metazoa; Arthropoda; Insecta; Coleoptera; Chrysomelidae
Source: the annotation of a GenBank genome assembly
AUGGUUCCAAAAGAACGUGAAGUUCCGUCCGCAAGGAAAGAAAGUAUUAUAGAAUAUUUGGGGAUGCAAUAUGCAAAUAUAACUAGAAUUGUUGCUGAUAUAGGGAACACCACUAAAUGGAUUCCAGAUUCAGUUGUAGAGAUGCAGAAAACAUAUCUUUAUGCAGUUCAAAUGACCACUAGAUUACACAAUUUGGACAGCUGA